This is a messenger RNA of Rhodamnia argentea, 2051 nucleotides long. Its product is annotated as pentatricopeptide repeat-containing protein At3g26630, chloroplastic-like. NCBI's taxonomy places the organism in Eukaryota, Viridiplantae, Streptophyta, Magnoliopsida, Myrtales, Myrtaceae. The transcript is spliced from 2 exons. The coding region runs from base 297 to 1664 and encodes 455 amino acids. Gene Ontology annotation, biological process: RNA modification. The record is from RefSeq and is a predicted model, not a curated record. Gene Ontology annotation, molecular function: RNA binding; protein binding.
UUUCGUGGCAGCCACUGCAGGGGAGCCGUUGCUCUCUCUCUCUCUCUCAGGAGCAGCGAGCGAGGUAAAGGACUUCGAGGUAGCAAUGCACGGGCUUCUUUAACGUUUGACUUUGCAAUUGUUGUCGUGGUUUUAUGAAUAACCAGGCUCUUAUCUCAUGUUGUUCGCCACCACCAAUUUGAGCAAGUCGUCGGCGUGCCUUCGCUUCUCUUCUCGACAGAGUCAAUUUUUGUCCUCCCAACUGAGAAAAAAAUUUGUGCCCUUUGGUGAAAUACCCGCAUUGGAAGCUCACUAUAAUGAUUGCUUGUGUUUCGAGCACGCCCGAUGGUCUUCAAGGGAGAACCCCGUUGUCGUACUCCGCGCAGAGGUUUGGUUCCGAGGAUGCUCUGGUUUUGCUCCAAAAGUGUGCAAAUUUCAGGCAGCUCAAGCAAGCUCAUGCGAAGAUGAUCCGGAGUGGCCUGUCCAGUGACCAAUUGCUCGUCAGGAAGAUGAUUCAAGCCUGCUCUUCGCAUGGUAAGAUGGACUAUGCCACUUUGGUGUUUCAUCGCAUCGAGAGACCGCAAACCUUCACGUGGAAUCUUAUGAUUAGAGAGUAUACGAUGAAUGGAAGCUCGCGGCAGGCGAUUCUGUUGUAUAAUCUCAUGAUUUGCAAAGGGUUUGCUCCUGAUAAGUUUACUUUCCCAUUCGUUGUGAAAGCUUGCAUCGGUUUAUCGGUUAUUGAUAAAGGCAAAGAGGUUCACGGAAUGGCCAUAAAGGCGGGGUUCUCGAGGGACGUUUUUCUUCAGAACACUUUGAUGGAUCUUUAUUUCAAGUGUGGGGAUAAAGAGAGUGGGCGCAGGGUGUUUGAGAAUAUGCCCGUACGUAGUGUAGUCUCGAGGACGACCAUGAUCUGCGGUCUGAUUGCUUGUGGCGACUUGGAUGCUGCCCGAGGGACUUUUGAGCAGAUGCCCGAUAAAAAUGUUGUCUCGUGGACCGCAAUGAUUGAUGGGUAUGUGAAAAAUGGGCAACCUCAGGAGGUGUUUGAUUUGUUCCGGAGAAUGCAGCUUGAUAAAGUUGAGCCAAAUGAGUUCACACUGGUUAAUCUGUUGAAAGCGUGCAAAGAGCUGGGAAGCUUAAAAUUGGGUAGAUGGAUACAUGACUAUGCUCUGAAGAAUGGCUUCGACCUUGGGGUUUUCCUCGGGACAGCUCUUAUUGACAUGUACAGCAAAUGUGGUAGUUUAGUAGAUGCAAGACGGGUGUUUGAUGAGAUGCAGAUCAAGAGCUUAGUUACUUGGAAUGCAAUGAUCACUAGCUUAGGCGUCCAUGGUUGUGGAGAAGAAGCUCUUGCUCUUUUUGGCCAGAUGGAGGAGGGAAAUGUGGUGCCAGACGCAAUUACUUUUGUUGGGGUUUUAUGUGCUUGUGUACAUAUGAACAAUCUGGAGAAGGCAUAUCAGUUGUUUGUAAAUAUGAGAGAACUUUAUGCAAUCACACCUCUUCCAGAGCAUUAUGCUUGCUUGCUUGAAUUAUAUAAUCGCGCCACUAUGCAAGAUGAGGACUUUGAUUUUCUUCGCAACACGCAGAUGAAGCAAAACAAUAAUAUAUCGGCAGCAUUUUUGGAGGCAGAUAUUGCCCAAUAUGUUUCAAGUGCAGAUGGGAUUUUUCCUUCAAGUUUUGAAGAGGCCUAAAAAAUGGGUAGUAUCUACCACUGUCAGCUUCCCCACUUCAAAUGGGAUGUGGACUGACAAUUGACGUUUCCCUGCCAUGGUCCAAUGUAGUAUAGAUAUUGCCCGACCAAUGUAGUCAUUAGUAUAUAUAGUCUUGACUACCAGCUACGGCUUUCAUGCAGAAGUUAUGAUCCUAAAGCUCCCUGACAUGGCUUUAGCUGACAGUUAAAUUUUGUCUAUCGAAGAACCUUUUAAACCGUGUACAUGAUGGUUCUCAAGUUUCUGCAGCUUGGCUUGAGAUGAGAUAUGUUCAAUUAAUCACUUUUUGUUUCAAUCUCUACGGCUUCAGUGGAAUGGAUUAGUGUUGCUAAUCAUAUCCAUUAUUCUUUUUUCAGUUUCAUUGCACUA